AUUAACAACAAAAAACUCAAGCAUCCGUUUUCAUUGAGUGUAACCAGCAAUGGCCGCCUCCUGGUGUGCGAUAGCGGUGACAAGUCAGUCAAGGUCCUCUCCCCUGAUGGGACAGAAUUGUUACAGUCCUUCAGUGCUCCAGACUGUGAUAGCUCCGCCCCGUGGAAGGCUGUUUGUCAUCAAGACAUGUUCUUUGUGUCUUACCCCGAAGCUCGUUGUGUUAAAACAUUUAAUAAGGACAGGGAUUUUCUUUAUGAUAUUGGCGAAGAGAAUGCACGUGAAGGACACUUGAGUCAGCCUCGUGGACACCUUUAA
Pocillopora meandrina is the source of this 315-nucleotide messenger RNA. NCBI's taxonomy places the organism in Eukaryota, Metazoa, Cnidaria, Anthozoa, Scleractinia, Pocilloporidae. The record is from the annotation of a GenBank genome assembly.